AUGAUCUCCAUGCUGAAGCGACAAAGCGUGUUGGCCUCAGUUGGCCUUUUCCUAUUAAUUUUUAUUUCUAUUUUAUUUGUAUAUACUAGCGAGACCAAGUCAGAUACGCAUGUUGCUCAACAAAGUCAGCAACAAUCAACAUUUGUACCUGAGGUACCCAACUUUCAAGGAAACGGCAACAUUAUUAUGAGUGCGAUGGGCAAUGAGACUGAGAGGGCAGAGCUUGGAAGGGCAACUUGGAAGUUUUUGCAUACAAUGAUGGCAAGGUACCCAGAGAAGCCAAGUAAGGAGGAGAGAAAGUCCUUGCAUGAUUUCAUGAUGCUAUUCUCAACAUUAUAUCCCUGUGGUGAAUGUGCCAACCAUUUCAAUAAACUCAUUACGACAUAUCCACCGCAAACAUCGUCGAGGUUCUCAGCGUCUCAAUGGCUAUGCGCAAUGCACAACAAGGUGAAUGAGCGAUUAAAGAAACCUAUUUUCGAUUGCAACGGCAUUGAAUUGAAAUACCCCUGUGGCUGUGCUACUACUCCAUCCGAAAAUGAUUCAUCAUCAUCGCUAGCAUAA
Mucor velutinosus is the source of this 561-nucleotide messenger RNA. RefSeq lists its product as uncharacterized. Gene Ontology annotation, cellular component: mitochondrion. NCBI's taxonomy places the organism in Eukaryota, Fungi, Mucoromycota, Mucoromycetes, Mucorales, Mucoraceae. The transcript is spliced from 4 exons. The record is from RefSeq and is a predicted model, not a curated record. Gene Ontology annotation, molecular function: flavin adenine dinucleotide binding; flavin-dependent sulfhydryl oxidase activity. The coding region runs from base 1 to 561 and encodes 186 amino acids.